UUUGUACUGCGAGCGAUGUCUACUUGUCGACGGUUAUUUCAAAUCGUUCAAAAAAGUUAAAAAUAAACUAGAAGCUAUUGCAGUGCACUCCUUGGAAAAAAGUUCUUCAACACGGUUAACAUGAACAAGUGCAGGUGUAAAGAGAACUCAGAGAAUCAUUCGUUAGAGACCCGGUCCGGCUGCAACAAUUGUGUUGGGAAGAUCACAUACAGUCAGGUGAUGAACAAGAUGGUGCCACCUCAGCCGACCAACUUCAAGAUGCCCAGUGUGCCCAUCGGCAAGCCUCUCCACAACAGUACCAAAGUCAACCAAAUCGUAGAGCAGCCCGUUCCUGCACGACCAGAAAUUCUGCCGAAAAAAGAUGACAAGAAGAAGUCGUGGUCAAUUUCCGACUUCGACUUGGGUCGUCCGCUGGGUAAAGGCAAGUUCGGAAACGUGUACUUAGCUCGUGAGAAGGAGUCCCGCUACGUCGUUGCAUUGAAAGUGCUUUUCAAAAGUCAGAUAUUGGAUUCAGAGAUCGAGCACCAGGUGCGGCGCGAGGUGGAGAUCCAGUGCCGCCUGCGUCAUCCCAACAUCCUGCGCAUGUACGGGUACUUCCACGAUGAGAGGAGGAUCUACUUGAUCCUAGAAUAUGCCAAGAAUGGUGCUCUGUACAAGCUUCUUAAGGAGCGAGACCGAUUUGAUGAGAGGACAGCGGCUGUCUACAUCCGAGACUUGACCAAAGCUCUUAUUUACUGCCAUUCAAAGAAAGUCAUACACAGAGAUAUCAAACCUGAAAAUUUGCUCAUAGGACACAAUGGAGAACUAAAAAUUGCUGAUUUUGGCUGGUCCGUGCACUCUCCAUCCUCUAGGCGCAUGACCUUAUGUGGAACACUGGACUAUUUGUCUCCUGAAAUGAUAGAAGGAAAACCACACAGCUAUGCUGUAGAUAUCUGGAGUUUGGGGGUUCUAUGCUACGAGCUACUGGUUGGCUUGCCUCCUUUUGAUGCUAAGGAUUCCCAUCAAACUUAUAAGAAAAUUCGCUAUGUCAUUAUUAAAUAUCCUGAUUUUAUCUCUGAAAAAGCAAAGGAUAUCAUGAGUAAACUGCUAGUUGUGAACCCGGAGCAACGCAUGCCACUGGCUCAAGUGCUGCAUCACCCCUGGAUACUGGAGAAUGCCCCGGAAGGCACCAAACCCACUCUGAUGGCAAGCAAUGAAGCUCAAUAGCUACUCAUUGGCCACAUCCACAGCUUUAUCUGCUGAUUGUGCCCAAUAUUAUGUAUUAUACUUAGUGCUUUUUAAAACAUGUGAAUGAUUGUAAAGAGACCUUAUAUUUUAAUUUAAUAAUUAUGAUGUGUUAUUAUUAGCUUAGUUGAUUUUGUAUAUUUCAUUUCUUUGUAGGUUUGUAUAGUUUGGAAUGGAAUAGUUUUAGACUUAUUAGUUUUAAUACCUUUACUAUGUUUAAUCAUGAAUAAAACCAGCUGAAUACUGCCAUUUUGCUAAUUCAUAGAGUAUAAAUUGUGAUGUUAGUAGAUUUUAACAAACUUUUAUAUGACUGAAGAACUUUUUAUUAGCCCUAAAACUACUAGUAAAUUACGCAAAUUAAAUUAAUGUCUACCUAUAUAAUUAUGUAAUAAUCUUAUCAUUAAUUCAUUCUAAUAAAAAUGCGUUUAUGACAA
Molecule: messenger RNA, 1658 nt
Organism: Plutella xylostella (diamondback moth)
Lineage: Eukaryota; Metazoa; Arthropoda; Insecta; Lepidoptera; Plutellidae
Biological process (GO): protein phosphorylation
Molecular function (GO): protein kinase activity; ATP binding
Source: RefSeq, a predicted model, not a curated record